Emiliania huxleyi CCMP1516 is the source of this 774-nucleotide messenger RNA. RefSeq lists its product as hypothetical. The transcript has a single exon. The coding region runs from base 75 to 743 and encodes 222 amino acids. The record is from RefSeq and is a predicted model, not a curated record. Lineage: Eukaryota; Haptophyta; Isochrysidales; Noelaerhabdaceae.
CCUCUUCCGCCGCCGCUUCCAUCCCUACCCCUCAUCGGCCCUUCUGUUUUGCGUCUCAGCGCAGCCUCGACCCGAUGCCUGCGCCCUCCAGCCUCGACCCGGUGCAGCAACGCAUCGAGGAAGCUCGGAAUCCGGUCGCGCGGCAAAUUCUCAGGGAUGCGACCGACUUUAUCGCCGCCGCUCGCAAGGCGCAGCCCAACGCCGGCGAGGUGCUUCUGCCACCACCCGAGCGGCCACAGUCGAGCGACGCCGCGCCUCCGCCUCCGCCGUUUGUGCCGGCGACAGCCUUUGAAGGCCGCCGCGAUGAUUACGUCUUCAAGAGCGGCGGCGACGGCCUCGGAUACUAUCGAGACACGGCGGCGGCGAUGCGACGGGCGGCGCCCAAGGCUGCGCCGCUGACGGGGCCUCUGAGCAGCGGCCCGAUGAGUGGGCCGCUGCACACGCGGUGGACCUUCGAGCAGACGCCGGCGGAGGCCAUGCUGCUGCUACGAGGGCUGCCGCCGGAGACAAGGCCGAAGGACGUGCGGCUCAACGCAACGUCGAAGGCCGUCUCGCUCAGCGUGGGCGGCGAGGCGGUGCUGACGAACGCGAAGCUGCAUCUGCCGUGUGAUCCGGACGAGAGCGACUUCACGCUGCACGACGUCGGAGAUACCCGCACCCUCGCCGUGUCGCUCGCCAAGCUGCGCCUGCCAGGAGCGCCGCCGUCCUGGCCGGCACUGCUUGAGACCGCGGAGAUGCUCUAGUCUUGGUCCUCGCACGAUUUCUUUAUCAAAA